Messenger RNA from Panicum virgatum (switchgrass), 521 nucleotides. RefSeq lists its product as uncharacterized. The transcript has a single exon. The record is from RefSeq and is a predicted model, not a curated record. Bases 52 to 390 code for a protein of 112 amino acids. NCBI's taxonomy places the organism in Eukaryota, Viridiplantae, Streptophyta, Magnoliopsida, Poales, Poaceae.
CGACGGACACCCGCCUGUCCUCGGUUCCGGUCUCCGCAGUUGCGCGUCGCCAUGGACGGCCAGCCGGCCCUGAGCAAGAUCGGCCUCGCCGUGCUGGCGUGCAACUCGGCGCUCGCUAUCUGGAACUCCUGGGGCGACGCGGGCUCCGUGGUGUUCGUGCUCGCCGCCGACGCCGCGCUCCUGCUGCUCUUCCUCUGCUUCCGCAGGGUCGAGCGCGCCGGCGGGGGCGGCCGGAGAGCCAGGGCGGCGGUGUGGGCGCUGACGACGCUGCUCACGGCCAUGUUCGCGUCCAGGGUCGCGCCGCUCAUGCCGCCGGCCGCCGGCGCCGUUGUCUGGGCGAUGGCGGUGGCCACCGCGGCGGGCGGCUUCUGGGCGUUCUUCCUUGCUUAAUUACUUGCUCUCCCUUAUGAUGAGCCGCGAUGGUUUUGUACUUGCUGAUGAGUUCCUGUUCGUAGCUGCGUGAGACGUUUGCGGCUGAAUCCAGUGUCUUUUUUUUUCCUUACUAAAAGCAGAGAAAUUUG